AUGACGCUACAGGGACUUCAAUUCAUCCUAUUCCUCUUCACGGCUACUAUGGUAGAGGGUCAUUUCUUACAAAAAAAAACUAAGCAGUACCCAUCGCAUCCACUUUCACCUGGCCUUUUAAGUCAUUUGUCUGACUUUCAAAAUUAUCGACCUCGUUCUUCAAGUCAAUCACCUAGUUCUUCAAAUUCUUCACCUGGUCGUUUAGGUAAUUUGCCUGGCUAUAAAAAUAAUCGACCUGUUUCUUCGAAUCAUUUACUUAGUUCUUCAAGUCGUUUAAGUAAUUGGCCUGGCUAUAAAAAUCAUCGACCUAGUUCUCCAAGUCUCUCACAUAGUUCUUCAAUCUCUUCACCUAGUCGUUUAAGUAAUUCCCCUGGCUAUAAAAAUAAUCGACCUAGUUCUCCAAGUCAGUCACCUAUUUCUUCAAGUUCUUCACCUGAUCGUUUAAGUGAUUCACCUGGUUAUCAAAAGAAUAGACCUAAUUCUCCAAGUCAGUCACCUAGUUCUACAAAUUUUUCACCUGGUCGUUUAAGUAAUUCGCCUGGCUAUAAAAAUACUCGAACUGGGUCUCCGAAUCAGUCACCUAGUUCUUCAAGUUCUUCACCUGGUCGUUUAAGUAAUUCGCCUAGCUAUAAAAAUAAUCGACCUGGUUCUUUAAGUCAGUCACCUAGUUCUUCAAAUUCUUUACCUGAACGUUUAUAUCAUUCGCCUGGCUAUACAAAUAAUCGACCUGGUUCUCUAAGUCAGUCACUUAGUUCUUCGAAUUCUUUACCUGAACGUUUAUAUCAUUUGCCUGGCUAUACAAAUAAUCGACCUAGUUCUCCAAGUCAGUCACCUAGUUCUUCAAGUUCUUCACAUGGUCGUUUAAGUGAUUCGCCUGGCUAUCAAAAUAAUCGACCUGGUUCUCCAAGUCAGUCACCUAGUUCUUCAAGUUUUUCACCUGGUCGUUUAAGUAAUUCGCCUGGCUAUAAAAAUAAUCGACCUAGUUCCCUAAGUCAGUCACCCAGUUCUUCAAAUUCUUCACCGGGUCGUUUAAGUAAUUUGCCAGGCUAUAAAAAUAAACGACCUGGCUCUCCAAGUCAGUCACAUAGUUCUUCGAAUUUUUUACCUGAUCGUUUAGGUAAUUGGCCUGGCUAUCAAAAUAAUCGACCUAGUUUUCCAAGUCAGUCACCUAUUUCUUCAAGUUCUUCACCUGAUCGUUUAAGUCAUUCGCCUGGCUAUCAAAAGAAUAGACCUAGUUCCCCAAGUCAGUCACCUAGUUCUUCAAAUUCUUCAAAUUCUUCACCGGGUCGUUUAAGUAAUUUGCCAGGCUAUAAAAAGAAUCGACCUGGCUCUCCAAGUCAGUCACAUAGUUCUGCGAAUUCUUUCCCUAAUCGUUUAGGUAAUUGGCCUGGCCAUCAAAAUAAUGGACCUAGUUCUCCAAAUCAGUCACGUAUUUCUUCAAGUUCUUCACCUGAUCGUUUAAGUGAUUCGCCUGGCUAUCAAAAGAAUAGACCUAGUUCUCCAAGUCAGUCACCUAGCUCUUCAAGUUCUUUACCUGGUCGUUUAAGUGAUUCACCUGGCUAUAAAGAUACUCGGCCUGGUUCUCCAAGUCAGUCACCUAGUUCUUCAAAUUCUUCACCGGGUCGUUUAAGUGAUUCGCCUGACUAUAAAAAUAAUCGACCUGCUUCUUCAAAUCUGUCACCUAGUUAUUCAAGUUCUUCAACACAUCGUUUAGAUAAUUCGCCUGGCUAUACAAAUAAUCGACCUAAUUCUCCAAGUCAUUCACCUAGUUCCUCAAAUUCUUCUCAUGGUCGUUUAAGUGAUUCGCCUGGCUAUAAAAAUAAUCGACCUGGUUCUCCAAGUCAGUCACCUAGUUCUUCAAGUUCCUCAAGUUCUUCACCUGGUCGUUUAAGUAAUUUGCCAUUCUAUAAAAAUAAUCGACCUAGUUCUCCAAGUCAGUCACCUAGUUCUUCGAAUUCUUUACCUGAACGUUUACAUCAUUUGCCUGGCUAUACAAAUAAUCGACCUAGUUCUCCAAGUCCGUCACCUAGUUCUUCAAGUUCUUCACCUGGUCGUUUAAGUGAUUCGCCUGGCUAUAAAGAUACUCGACCUGGUUCUCCAAGUCCUUCUCCAAGUCCGUCACCUACUUCUUCAAGUUCUUCACCUGGUCGUUUAAGUGAUUCGCCUGGCUAUAAAGAUACUCGACCUGGUUCUCCAAGUCCGUCAUCUAGUUCUUCAAGUUCUUCACCUGGUCGUUUAAGUGAUUCGCCUGGCUAUAAAGAUACUCGACCUGGUUCUCCAAGUCCAUCACCUAGUUCUUCAAGUUCUUCACCCGGUCGUUUAAGUGAUUCGCCUGGCUAUCAAAAUAAUCGACCUGGUUCUCCAAGUCCGUCACCUAGUUCUUCAAGUUCUUCACCUGGCCGUUUAAGUGAUUCGCCUGGCUAUCAAAGUAAUCGACCUAGUUCUCCAAGUCCGUCACGUACUUCUUCAAGUUCUUCACCUGGUCGUUUAAGUGAUUCGCCUGCCUUUAAAAAUAAUCGACCUAGUUUUCCAAGUCAGUCACAUAGUUCUUCGAAUUCUUUACCUGAACGUUUAUAUCAUUUGCCUGGCUUUACAAAUAAUCGACCUAGUUCUCCAAGUCCGUCACCUACUUCUUCAAGUUCUUCACCUGGUCGUUUAAGUGAUUCGCCUGGCUAUAAAGAUACUCGACCUGGUUCUCCAAGUCCGUCACCUAGUUCUUCAAGUUCCUCACCUGGUCGUUUAAGUGAUUCGCCUGGCUAUCAAAAUAAUCGACCUGGUUCUCCAAGUCCGUCACCUAGUUCUUCAAGUUCUUCACCUGGUCGUUUAAGUGAUUCGCCUGGCUAUCAAAGUAAUCGACCUAGUUCUCCAAGUCCGUCACCUACUUCUUCAAGUUCUUCACCUGGUCAUUUAAGUGAUUCGCCUGGCUAUAAAGAUACUCGACCUGGUUCUCCAAGUCAGUCCCCUAGUUCUUCAAAUUCUUCACCGGGUCGUUUAAGUGAUUCGCCUGGCUAUCAAAAUUAUGAACCUAGUUGUCCAAUUCAGUCACCUAGUUCUUCAAAUUCUUCACCUGGUCGUUUAAGUAACUCGCCAGGCUAUACAAAUAAUCUACCAGGUUCUACAAGUCAGUCGCCUAGUUAUUCAAGUUCUUCACCUGGUCGUUUAAGUGAUUUGCCUGGCUAUCGAAAUAAUCGACCUAUUUCUCCAAGUCAGUCACCUAGUUAUUCAAGUUCUUCAACUGAUCGUUUAAGUGAUUCGCCUGGCUGUAAAAAUAAUCGACCUGGUUCUCUAAGUCACUUACCUAGUUAUUCAAGUUCCGCAAAUGAUCGUUUAAGUAAUUCGCCUGGCUAUGAAGAUAAUCGACCGGGUUCUGCAAAUUAUUCAUCUAGUUCUUCAAGUUCUUCAACUAAUCGUUUAAGUGAUUUGCCUGGCUAUAAAAAUAAUUCACCUGAGUAUUUAAGUAAUUCACCUAGCUGUUCAAGUUCUUCAUCUGGUAGUUCAAGUAAUUCGCCCGGCUAUCAAAAUAAUCCACCUGGUUCUCCAAGUUUUUCACCCAGUUAUCCAAAUUAUUCACCUGGUUAUUUAGGUAAUUGGCCUGCUUAUCCAAAUUAUCUAUCUGGUUCUUUAAGUUAUUCACCUAGCUAUUCAAGCUCUUCACCUGGUUAUUCAAGAAAUUCGCCUGGCUAUCCUAAUUAUGCACCUAUUUAUCCAAGUCCUUCAUCUGUCCACUCAAGUAAUUUACCUGAUUAUCCAAAUUAUCCACCUAUUUAUCCAAGUUCUUCACCUGUUUAUUUAAAUAAUUCGCCUGGAUAUGCAUAUUAUCCACCUUUUUAUCCAAGUUCUUCACUUGAUUUUUCAAGUUAUUCAGCUGGAUAUCAAAAUUAUCCACCUGGUUAUUCAAGUUAUUCACCUGGUUAUUCAAGUUAUUCGGCCGGCUAUCAAAAUUAUCCACCUGUUUAUUCAAGGUAUUCAUCUGCUUAUCCAAGUUAUUCACCUGCUUAUGCAAGUUACCUGUAUACAAGAUCAGCAACUUACUCACCAUGGUAA
Belonocnema kinseyi is the source of this 4044-nucleotide messenger RNA. Its product is annotated as serine-rich adhesin for platelets-like. Lineage: Eukaryota; Metazoa; Arthropoda; Insecta; Hymenoptera; Cynipidae. The record is from RefSeq and is a predicted model, not a curated record. The transcript has 2 exons. Bases 1 to 4044 code for a protein of 1347 amino acids.